GAUAAUAUUCUCAGUCUAACAAUCGUGAGCAAAUAAACACCGUAAGUAGCUAAAUGUUUCGAUUUAGUUAAAUAAACUGAGUUUUGACAUUUUCAAACAUAACCACAGAAAAGAAAGGUUGUCCGGAGUUUAAUCCCGUAGCAAAUGUGAAAACACUGCCUGCAGGAGGCGCAAAGCGCGGUUAGGAAGGGCGGAAUUAAGUGCGAUUAACAUAGACUUAAUUAAAACAUUUAACUUUUUCUACAGCACUUCAUAUGCUUUCAGUGAUGUGUACUUGGAUGCAUGUUAUUGCUAACAGCAAGACAUAGAUUGCGGUGCGGACAUAUGUGAGGGUGCGCACCAAGACGUAAUAGCAGAUUAUGUGCCGAACAUUAAAAUAAUGAGAAGUUAAGAGGGUAAGAUCCUCAUUUUGACACAGUGCGUGACAUCACGAUGAAGGAAGAAGAUCUCAAAGCGGAACUGGAAAAUGUAAACAUCGUGCGACAAAAGAGCGAGCUUAUGGCACCGAGGGACGCGCGACUGGUGCCGAACGCUUCGCUCCGUGCACGCUUCCGGGAGGUGACGUUCGAUGAUUGUUUCCGGGGGCAAUUUGAACCGCUGGACGGCAGGAAGAAGGUGGGGGAAUAUGUGUUGGGGCGGCUCCUGGGCGAGGGCGCCUUCUCCAAGGUGCGCGCCGCCAAGCGUCUCAACAAUACCGACACGGUUGCAAUCAAGAUUCUCCCUAAGAAGACCGUGUUACAGGAGGAGCAUGCCCGCCGCCGCUUCCUGCGGGAGAUGACGACUCUCCGACGACUGGAGCACGGGAACAUAGUCCGCCUGCGCGAAGUGAUGGAAACUUCAAGUAAUUUCUACCUAGUAAUGGACCUUGCACGGGGAACCUCUCUAAAGGAGCACCUGGCAUGCAGGACGUCUAUACCGGAAGCGGAAACGGUUCCACUUGUUCGUCAACUCGCUGAUGCUCUUGCCUACUUACACGACGACGGCAUUGUACACAGGGAUUUGAAGCCAGAAAACUUGAUAUUGGACCGCGGACACCUGACCGUCAUUGAUUUCGGAUUAAGCGGCAGAGUGGCCCCGGACGCCUUUCUGACGACCCAGUGUGGCUCACCGGCGUAUGCGGCCCCGGAAGUAUUGGCCCGCACCCCGUACACACAGGCCGUCGAUAUGUGGAGUUGCGGAGUGAUCGUGUACCUGAUGUUAACGGGUUAUCACCCUUUCUCCAUCCCGGGACAAAGGGCGUACCGCACACAGCUUCACGCCGCCAUGGCCCGGGGGUUCACACUGUCACCGUUCCUCUCCCUAUGUACUGACUGUAAGGACGUACUAUCGCGACUGUUGCGGGUGGAACCUAAAGACCGGAUAUCCGCUCGAGAACUGCUCCUCCACUCCUGGCUGGCGGCCGUGAAGUCACCGUUCCCGAAAUCCUGAGGGUCAGUGCCCCUACGAUAUAGACAUGAGUCUUCCUACCUCCAACAAAUAUACGGGUACGUCCGGGGACGCCCUUGACCACGCAUCUUGAGCGCCACCAUGACUAGAGCCGUAUUCAUACUUCCGGUUUUUAUUUGUUGCGGCGCCUGUCAUUGAACUUAUUGCCAGGGAUCUGCAUUAUUUAUUGAUUCUUUACCAUGUCAACUACAUUCAUUAUUUUAAUUAUUUUAAUUAAUUCGUGUUGCACGUUAGUUGUUUUAUUGCCGGUGAUAUUAUGAAGAGUGUGGUGCUAUUUCGUGUUAAUCGCCAUAAUAUGUUUAAUAGUUUGCAAAUGUAUUUUUGACAUGUUUUGUCGUUCUGUUGAGGAAUAUAAACCACAUGUACAUUCAGGAGAAUUUGUUCAUACCCUGUUAUAAAAAUGUAUUUGAAAUAAAAAUGGUUGAUUCGAAAAGUCGUCAGCUUAUAAAAACA
Molecule: messenger RNA, 1899 nt
Organism: Mya arenaria
Lineage: Eukaryota; Metazoa; Mollusca; Bivalvia; Myida; Myidae
Exons: 7
Coding region: 433-1428 (331 amino acids)
Biological process (GO): intracellular signal transduction; protein phosphorylation
Cellular component (GO): cytoplasm
Molecular function (GO): protein serine/threonine kinase activity; ATP binding
Source: RefSeq, a predicted model, not a curated record